AUCUCCAGAAUACGAAUUUCUGGGAGGAGUACCAAACAGAUUUAAUCCAGAGAAACACAUGGACCAUUAAAUCUUUCAAAAAUGAGCCAGUUCACAGUUUUCCACUGGAACCCACAGUGUCUUGAGGAAGAGAGAAGAAUCCAAUGUUGGACUGUCUUAGACCUUAUACUCAGUGCAGCUUCAGAGAGCAAUUUGGUUUAUCUAACCUGAAGAGGAAACGUAUGGACAACAAGUCAGGAGGACAUGGGCUUUCAAUGCACUUUAAAAAAUGAUCAGGUGCUGGAGCCAUCUGAAUUGUGUAUCUUUAGUUCUCUAAGCACCGCAUCAGACUACCUGCUUCAUGCACAUGCAUGGCACCAUGGCCAGUCCUCAGGAGCACCUGAGCUGGCCUUCCUCUACAAACUUGGUCACCAAAACUUUCAGUGAAGACAAGGACUUCAGUGGAAUACUUGGUGAUCGUGCACCCACCGGAAACCAUCCUUCACCUGAGAUCAUAGAGGAUGUGCUAGAGAAGGGCUUGCUUCAGGCAGAUCUCGUAGAAAAUGUGGGCAGUCCAGGAACCACAGCAGUGCUGACCAGUGUCAGUGAGGACUCGAGGGAUCAUUUUGAGAACAGUGUGCUGCAGCUGAGAGAACAGGAUGACGCUGAAACACCUGUGCCUCAGGGUAACAGUAACACGAUGGCUGGAGAGAAUAACGGUGGGACAGAUGACAUUAAAAUCCAAUUCAACAGAUCAGGCAGUGGGAGCAGUGGGUUUCUUGAAGGACUUUUUGGUUGUUUGAGACCUGUAUGGAACAUCAUAGGGAAAGCCUAUUCCACUGACUACAAACUGCAGCAGCAAGACACAUGGGAAGUUCCGUUUGAGGAGAUCUCAGAGCUGCAGUGGUUGGGCAGCGGAGCGCAGGGAGCUGUCUUCUUAGGCAAAUUCCGAGCAGAAGAGGUGGCAAUCAAGAAAGUGAGAGAACAAAAUGAAACGGACAUCAAGCACUUGCGGAAGCUGAAGCAUCCUAACAUCAUCGCCUUCAAGGGAGUUUGCACUCAAGCCCCGUGUUACUGUAUUAUCAUGGAAUACUGCGCACAUGGACAGCUCUAUGAGGUGCUGCGAGCAGGUCGGAAAGUCACGCCUCGGCUGCUUGUGGACUGGUCCACAGGGAUUGCGAGUGGAAUGAACUAUUUACACCUUCAUAAAAUCAUCCACCGAGACCUCAAAUCACCAAAUGUAUUAGUCACUCAUACAGAUGCAGUAAAAAUUUCAGAUUUUGGUACAUCUAAAGAACUCAGUGAUAAAAGUACAAAAAUGUCCUUCGCGGGCACCGUGGCUUGGAUGGCUCCAGAGGUGAUACGCAAUGAGCCCGUCUCUGAAAAAGUUGAUAUCUGGUCAUUUGGAGUCGUUUUGUGGGAGCUGCUUACGGGAGAGAUUCCAUACAAGGAUGUAGACUCCUCAGCUAUCAUCUGGGGAGUGGGCAGUAACAGCCUGCACCUUCCUGUCCCAUCCACCUGUCCGGAUGGGUUCAAAAUCCUGAUGAAGCAAACGUGGCAGAGCAAGCCCCGGAAUCGCCCCUCUUUCCGACAGACGCUGAUGCAUCUGGACAUCGCAUCUGCUGACGUUCUUGCCACACCUCAGGAGACUUAUUUCAAAUCCCAGGCUGAGUGGAGGGAAGAAGUAAAGAAGCACUUUGAGAAAAUUAAGAGUGAAGGAACUUGCAUCCACCGGCUAGAUGAAGAGCUGAUUCGUCGGCGAAGAGAAGAGCUCAGGCAUGCGUUGGACAUCCGUGAACAUUACGAGAGGAAGCUAGAGCGAGCCAAUAACUUAUACAUGGAGCUCAGUGCCAUCAUGCUGCAGCUGGAGGUCCGGGAGAAGGAGCUCAUCAAACGGGAACAGGCCGUGGAAAAGAAAUAUCCCGGCACUUACAAGCGGCACCCCGUCAGACCCAUCAUCCACCCCAAUGCAGUGGAGAAGCUGAUGAAGAGGAAAGGGGUCUCUCACAAGCCAGGGAGCCAGACCAAACGGCCAGAUCUGCUGAAGUCAGAGAGCAUAUCCAACGUGGAGGUGGCACCCGAUGGCUCACCAGUCUCAGGAAGUCCCAAAAUGUCAACGCUCAGUAACAAAGGCCGGUACCGCUGCAAACCACGUCACCGACGAGGGAACAGCAAAGGCAGCUAUAAUGAAUUUGCAGGGAUCUUGAAAAACCAGCCAGCACAAGACAAUUCACCCCAAUCUCCUCAUCCCAGCCUCCAGCAGCACCAGCAGCCCAGCCACCCGCAUUACCAUGGCCAUCAGCCCAGGCUAAACAUCCAGGGCCAAGACAUUGCAAACUGUGCAAACAACCUGAGGUACUUUGGCCCUGCAGCAGCCCUGCGGAGCCCCCUCAGUAACCAUGCCCAGAGGCGCAUGUCCGGCUCCAGCCCCGAUCUCAUCUCUACUGCUAUGGAAGCAGAUUGCCGGAGGAAUCUGGAGGAGGAGGAACACAAGGCUGAUCACUGGAAGUGUUGUAAAGCAGACCCAUACAGCCCUCGUCCUCCCUGCAGGCAGACGAGCAGUGGUCAGGGACAGAUGCCGUCCACUGAACCCGGGAUGAACCACCCCAAAGCGACAACGUGUGGGCCCUUGUAUGAAAAAGCCCAGCUUCCUGAAAAGAUGGUGGAGGAAGACUUCAACAGUUGCAAGUCAGGCUCAUCUCAACAGCUGGCUACCCCAAUGCUACCUGGCAAGCCCCGACCUAUUCAAAAGAGUGGUGACGACUCUUCGGAACAGGAAGAAGGAGAAGUGGACAGUGAAGUGGAGUUCCCACGGAGACAGAGGCCUCACCGCUGCAUCAGUAGCUGCCAGUCCUACUCAACCUUCAGCUCUGAGAACUUCUCCGUGUCUGACGGAGAGGAAGGGAACACCAGUGACCACUCAAACAGCCCAGAUGAGCUGGCCAACAGGUUGGAAGACCAGCUGAUGGAGAAGCUAGAGGACGUCCUGUCCCAGACUCCGGAAAUCCCCAUCGAGAUCUCCACUCAGUCUGACGGGCUUUCAGACAAAGAGUGCGCCGUGCGCAGGGUGAAGACACAGAUGUCGUUGGGCAAGCUCUGUGCAGAUGAACGCAGCUGUGAGAGCCAGGCACAGUUUGGAGAAUCGGAUUGUGACUCUUCCGAGGGGGAGUGUUCUGAUGCAACCGUCAGGACCAAUAAGCCCUGCAGUUCUGCUACUUGGUAAUGACACAUUCCCCACCAAAGCCGUCCUCAUCCUGGCAUUUGAAUUCGCCCGGACUCCUUCCAUUUCUCCCUUGCCCCCAUGCUUUGACAGGAAGAGACGCUGAUGCUCCUUCCCACCCCAGAAAUGAUCUGCAAUAACUUGAAUCUCUGGAAAAAUGUCCAAAUGAAACUAAAUCUCACUGAGCAUUUCAAUCAAGAAUGGCAGGGAUGUAUUUUAUUGAAUAAUCUAGCUACUGUAACAUGGAUAUUUAUUUUUUUUUACAUUUUAACACUUUUUAUUGUAAAGAGUGGACUAUAUAUCGAGAGACACAAUCAUUUGUUGCAAAAAAGUGAAGAAAACAAGCAAAUGAAAGACACAUCCUUGUGAGUCGGACAUAAACUGCAUGAUGGACACAUCAGGAUUCGACUGCUGCUCUUCCAGGGACCAGGCCGCAUGGCCCUAAAGGCUGGAGAAUAGACAAAGAGAAGUGAGCCAACCAGUCUUAGCAAUGAGGACGUGUAAGAAACCUUGCUAAAAGGUAACCUACGAACAAAUAGCAUUCAGUCUAACCAGCGGGGUCACUUCAUCAGAAAGUGGACAUGUUCCUGGAGAAAUUUGGUACCAAGGUGCUUACAUCCAGGGUCUUCUGAAUCAAUACAUUCCUCCAGGGAUGUGAUAAUGGGGGGUUAAUUUAUGGGGGGUUUGUUUUAUUUUUUAAUCAGCAUUUUGUUGUGAGAUCCUGCAGCUGUGUUCCAACCGCAUUCUCUCAAGACUCAGUAUGACAGCACUUUUUAACGUCACCGGUCAUCUUCACUACGGCCGACAGAACCGUGCGAAUUUCCGUCUUUCACCUGCAGAGUGCCAUUUUCCCACCGUUGACUCCCUCUCCUGACUUCCCACCUCCCGUUUGUUCCCGUCAAUUACAAAUAAUCAGAUCAGUGCUGGACACACAAGAAGCAUGAAAAGCACAUUCUGCAAAGCCUGAGAACUAGUCAGGGAGGAAACCGCAGACACCUGCUCUAAACCUUCAGACGCAACCUCCCACUCCUCACGACCUCACACAACUGGCCAGCGCCGAGGGAGAGCAAACCAGGGAACCGGUUGGCCUGGACAGCGGCAUCAACCUGCCCUUUGUUCUGUUUGUUAAUGAUUUGGUUUUGUCAGCAUGAACGGCUGCCUGCCCUUCGUGUCAGGCUUGGGGUAAAACGGAAAACUAAAUUUGGAUUUGGUUACCAAAAGGACGGGGGGCUUGAUUUUGGAUGUGGCCGUAUUUUAUGUGGGGACCCUCAGUGUGAAUCCCAGCCCUGUAAAUUCCAGCCUGGAGGAGAAACUGGCACAUUGUGGGGGUAGCUGCCAGGCUGAGGCACUGGCAUGGAGUGGCCAGCCUAGCACUCCCCACUUGGCCUUUCCAUUCAGAGACAAACCGCCCCUUUUAGCUGACACACAGAACAAAGGCUCCCCUCCCUCUCCCCUUCCCAGUCACUUUCCCUCAGGAACAAUUGUAGCUCUGCCCUGAGAGCGCCAGCUGCUCUUCCUCGCGGUCCUGGCUAGAGCGUGUGCGCUGGGCCUGUCGUACCCCGGGCGAAUGGGGAAUCGGCCCCCUUGCAGAAGCCACGCGUGAGCCUCAGAUGACUGGCAGGAAUGGACGUAGGCAGGUUCUUCUGUUGCUUUCUUUGUUUACACUUUAUGUUAAAAUGCUGAUUUGAAGGUAGCCUUGAUAAUUUAUAGCCCAGUGGCAACAAUGAAGGAAAAUGUUUUGCUUAUACAAAGAGCAGUAUUGGAUGAGUUAAAUUAUUCCCUGUUUUAGCCUUUUGUAGCUGGCCUACAUGCAGAUCUUAAGUUAUUACCUAUUUUAUUUGUUACCUUUUCUGUAGAUCAGAAGGUUGCUUUACUGCUGGCACAAUUGUUCUCUCCAUGUGAUGUUUCCUCCUUGUGCAUCAGAGUUGCUCCCUUGCUGACCCCCUCCCCCAUGCUGGUGCCAUGCAAAGCACAGUCCUUCUGGAGGCUGCAUCAGGCAGGCCUGACCUGCUAGGCGAUUGGGGAGGGGUACUCAGUUUCAUUGGCUUUGGAGCGCUUCCACACAGAUGAAACUGUGCAGUGUUUGCUCCUGAUUGGGGGAUGGACGGGGGGAGGGGAGUGUUGGGGGGCAGGGCAGAUGGAGGGAGCGGAGACAGUCGGACAGCAGCGAGUGCUUUGCCCUGAGACAUAAGCAGAUGUCCCCUCUCUGAAAGUUCGGAGCAAGCCUCCCUGGGGAGGCAUUCAGGGCUGUUAGGAUAGAGCAGGGCACCGGUGCUCGUGGUGGUCCCAACUCGCGCAUGAAGCAGCUAGGUAACAGGAGGGAGGACCAGCAUCACCCCCUCGCAAUUGAAGUUAGGGGCUUUCUGUUCUGUACGCCAAGGCCUUGGCCUCAGCCCCAGCUCAGCUACUCCUCGCGCUCAUGCAGGGGCAAUACAACAUCCUCCCCUUGGGGGUGGCGCCCUCCGCCCCCGCAUUGCUCGGUGGCCCCAGAGUGUGCGCAGCGGCUCAGCCCCCGUUAUCUGUAGUCCCCCCUCGGGGCUCUGACAGCUGCUUGGGCGCUGGCGGCGUGUGGACAGCAGCCCGGCGGUACGAGGUGCUGGCUCAGGGCUGGACAGUGCUGUGCCCGGCUGCAUCCCAGAAGUUCGACAUGGUCUGGUUGGCCUUGGCCUCAGCUCCUGGUCAGCCCCGGCUCUGUCCUAGCGAAGCGCAUUCCAUGCACAGGGCCCCUGGCCUGCACGCCACACGCCGUCUGCCCCGGCAGAUGGUAAACUGGGGCGAAGCUGCCAGAGCCAGCGGCACCCCGAGUGUUACUGGGCCAAGGAUCAGAGCAGGCAGCGGCAGUUUUAAGGCCCAAGGUCUUGCCAUCACAGAACAGCAAUGAGUCGGGGAAGUAUCCAGCCUAGUCUUCAGUCCUGGUCAGACUUCGGCCCUGCCCAGCCAGGAACACCGGUCACUUCUGGGUCCUCCUUCCUCAGGGUGCUGCACGCUCGGAUUCCCUGCCCUCGGCCAGGCUGCCGGAGCCAUUUGAAAAGCCUCCGUGGCGUGACGCAGUUUGCUCUGGAAACUAGGCUGCUGCGGGGCGUUCAGGGGUUUCUCGGGGCAAAGCCCAUCGCCCCUCUCGCCCUAGGGGCCGGCCUCCUGCAUCCCUGCAUGGCUGAGGCCUGGGCUGAACCCCCCACUGGGAGCUUUUGUCAGUCGUGAGCAGAGGGUGAAACCAACCCCCGUCCCAGGGCGGCAUGCGCUGGCGCUCCUGGGGCGGGCUAGGUACCGGAUUCUGAACGGGGAGGUCUCUGAGGACCAGUGUAGUAGGGAUCAUGUGACCCGUGCCAGCAUUGUGCCGUGGAUGGGCCGAGGAGGGAAACAGGCCCCGUUGUGUGUUUCCAGGCACUAGCUCUGUGGCCAUUGGGUACCAGAGUCUGGACUUCGUUCGCUGGGGAGGCUGCCGCUCCGUGGAAGGAGAGAGCUAGAGGCCAAGGGCUGCUCUCAGCCAUGCUCCUGCAAGCCCAGCGUGACCUCACCGGAGCACGCUGGCUCCUGGGGAUGCCCACGGGUGGGGCUGAGCCUGGAAUUGGCAGAGCACAGCCCUGGGGGUGGGGAGCGCUUUAUUUUCUCCUUCCCAGGAGAAGGGUGAGUGGGGGCUCCCUGCCCACUCCCCACCAGCCUGGCCUCUGGCAGCUCUGGGUGAUGUUGUUUUCCCUGCUGUGGCCAUUUCAUCUCCCGGUGUCUCCUCUCCUCUCCGUGCUGUGGCUUCCUGAUACAAACUUGAUUUCUGUACUGACCCGUGUACAGUGAUGGGCAUACGAAUGAGUGUCAAAGCAAACAAAUGCAUGGAAUAAAAAGCCAGUGUACUUCA
Molecule: messenger RNA, 7052 nt
Organism: Pelodiscus sinensis (Chinese soft-shelled turtle)
Lineage: Eukaryota; Metazoa; Chordata; Testudines; Trionychidae
Source: RefSeq, a predicted model, not a curated record